Molecule: messenger RNA, 3714 nt
Organism: Strongylocentrotus purpuratus (purple sea urchin)
Lineage: Eukaryota; Metazoa; Echinodermata; Echinoidea; Camarodonta; Strongylocentrotidae
Exons: 9
Coding region: 399-1301 (300 amino acids)
Biological process (GO): signal transduction
Molecular function (GO): calcium ion binding; protein binding
Source: RefSeq, a predicted model, not a curated record
AACAGCGGAAGCUGCAGUUUGUCAGCACUCAACAACCACAUUUUUAGAUAUAAUGCAUUCAACACAUGGCAGUACUAUAUAAGCUCACACAUAGAUCUACACGUUAUUUUCAUACAGAAAAGGAAAAGUGAACGCUAACCUGAUUAUAAUUGCAACAAUCUCCUUCUCAGCUCAGAAUUGAGCCUAGGAACGUCAACAUUGGCCAUCACGUGCACCAUCCCACCUGACUGAUGUCAAUACAACACAUCCACCACAAGCAUAACAAAUUGAUAAGCGAUCACAAGUCCAUCUACCUGAGCUGAGAAGCUGGCUUAUAGAUGAUCAAACAGCAUUGGCGGAUAAAAGUUCUGAUCUUACAAAUUAAGGAGCAGUGACUAAUCCAAGGCUAUAGGGCUAGAAUGGGUGUGGUGGCAUCUAACUUCCAGGGGCACGAUGGAGGGAUUGUUUCUGAAAUGGUACAACCAUCAAGUGACCAGUGGAUCACCAAGCAUACCGAAGCUUGCAAGGUGACAGAUGCUGAAGUAAAGAAGAUGUGGGAUGCAUUCCAGAAGCUUGGAUGUGGGAUUAAUGGAGAGCUAUCAGCUGCUACCAUCAAGUCUCUGAGCGUGAAGACGGGCAGUUCUAGUGAGAAGAGUUUCAUUGACAAGAUAUUGAUGCAGUUUCCAAAGACAGAGAAUGGAUGUUUGUCUUUCCAGACAUACUGCAAUGCUAUCAAGUGGUUCAGUGAUAGCAACAUAGAGACAAGAGUAAGAGGAGCUUUCCGUGUUCUAAACAAUGCAAACGCCAUCACACUAAAUAUCCUGACAGAGAUCUUGAGGGAGAUUUACACAGACACCAGUGAGGCAGUCAUCUCGAGGACAGCCCAGGUCUUCAUGCAGGAAGUAGAUGUCAAAGGUCAAGGGUCGAUCAGCGAGGAUGACUUUGUCCGUUGGGUGAAGAAGAUGCCAUCCAACGUGGUGGAACAGAUUAUGACCUUUGAACCCAUCAGUUCAGGGUCACCUACAUCCAAGAACCCAAGGACGUCUUCUGCUGACGAUCGACCCUCUAUCCCUCUCCUCCAGCGAGUCGCCGGCAAUGCUAAGAACCGGGACUGGCUGCUCCUGGUGAACAUCCUUGGGUUCACAGAGGAAGAGAUUAAAGAGGUUGGGGAUCACCUUGGUAACAAGAAGCAUGAUGAGCACCUGUACGAGCUCCUGAAAAUAUGGCGCAACAAGACUGAUGCGGUUGUUACCACAGAAACCCUGAAGGAUGCCCUAGUAUCCAGUGGUAUGGAAGAUGUAGCUAUGCUGCUCCAGUCCUGAAAAAAAGGACCAACAAUGUUUGUGAUGUGAAACGUUCACAAUUUUAAAUUACAUUAAAAAGAAACCUUUGCAAAUACUCCUUUUUUUUUAGUCAGUUGUGAUUAAAUCAUUUUCGGGCAUGAAAAAUUUUGCAAAUCUGAACCGCUCGUAAAAUUGGUGAACAUUUCACAUUUUGAAAUUUUGACUGUACAUUUGCAGAUAUUUAUGCUGUACCGGUAAAAUAGUAUUAUAGCAUUCCAUAUAGUGUGUAAUGUCUCUUGGGCUAUUAGAACAAAUUUGUUCGAAUUCAUUGUUUUUAUUUGUUUGUGCAAUAUUUUUUUAAUGUAUUCAUAUUUUAAAACUCAACCACCAACUCCAUUGUGUACUGAAGAAUAACAAGUUAAUAUUCUAAAUAUUCAUGUCGUACUAGUAACUGUACAAAACAAAUGGGGUAGGAAGGAGAAUGAAAUCCCCCUCCCUUCUCUGUGUUUGUUCAUGUUUGCCGUUUAACACAUGUAUAGAGGUGUAUCGCUUUUACAAACAAGUUCUUUGGGGUACUUUCAAGAGUGAGAGAUAAUUCCACAAUUGCCAAUGAGCAUUUGGCAUUUUAAUUCUGAUAGAAAAUACAUAACAAUCAUCUCCAUUGUAUAGAGAUUACAACAAACCUGAGAGGUUUGAAAUCAAUUAUCACAGGACUUGCAACUAUCUAUGUACAUGCAGUGAUCAACAUAUAAUGUAAUGGUCAUAUGAAAUAAUGUAAGUUAUGUUAAAGGGAAAUGCACCCUGAUGUAAGUUCAAUAAAAUCAGAAAAAAUGAAAGUGGUGCUCCAGAGGUUCAUCUCAGAAUGGCCAAUUUGAAUGAUAAAACUGCUAAUAAUAUCAACCAUUCCAACUGAAUAUUGUGUAUUUAAUAUUGCUAUUUCUUGGGCUACAGUAUUAGUUAUAUUAUGGAACCUCAUUGUGAAGGACAAUGUUUCUACAUAUGCUUCUUAUAACAAUGUGAUAUUAGAGGUCAAAUUUCUCUAUAUUUUAUUAUUUGUUAGCCCUGAUAAAACAAAGUUUCAGCAUAAUGUAAUUUUCCUAUUAUAUUGAGGUUCCUAUUUUUGCUACAUCUUUUAUAAGUUAGAACAAUGCAGUUGUGUAUGUUCAUAUAUUCAUAUUUAAACCGUCCAUUUAGUUGUGUGUUUGAGGGUGAAGUAGGAUCAUUGUGCUAUAUAGUGCUCCCCCCCCCCAAAAAAAAAAGAAAGAAAAGAAUGUAAACAAAAAAAAAGACUGUUAUUGUGAGCAAACUAUGAGGUGUAUAAACACGGAUUUCAAAUUAUAUUUUGGUUGCAUUAAUCCAUCCACGUCAGAAUCCAUUUAUGCCAGAUUUUGGUAAAACAGUGAAAACAGUGGUAAAAGGUAAGCUUUACAAGAUGAUUAUUCAUUUCCAUUUUGUGAUGAUGUGCAUUAAGAUUUAGCAGUUACAAAUGAGUCAUUAUCCAUUACUAGGAUAACAAAGGCGAUCGUCAUGGUAAGUCUCCCUUGGGUUCUGUAUUAUUCAAUCAACAUAAAAAAUUAUAUAUUGGACUUUCCCAAAUCAAUAAAAUAACCCUGUUGAAAUGAAAAGUUCCCCUUCACAGAUUGAAAAUGGUGCCAUCCAGAGGCAGAGAGGGAAAUUACCUAUGCUAACCUUAUAUGAGCGAGUUGAACCAUUAAAUUCCCUAUUAAUAUGUAACAUGCUACUUUUUAUUUUAUUCCUGUGGAAAUACGGCUGCAGACUGUCUGAUUUUGUCGUUUAUGAAGUUGCAGUUCUGAAAAAUGCAAAAACCAAUACCGGUAUUCAACAAUUGCAGACAAAUUCAAAUACAAAAUGUGCACCUUUUACCCUCAGCAUCGACAAUUUCUCCACUGUUCUUCAUUUUAAGAUGAUGGCAUCUUGCUAUCAUUAAAGAAGCAGAUGAAUACAGUGUUCUCAUUGAGUUUUAGAGUUUGUGUUUUCUUCAGGUCAUGUUAGUGUGGGAUACUAACGUUUUCACUGUUUUACCCAAAUCUAGCACAAAUGGAUUUUUACAUGCCAUUUGAAAUCAAUGUUGUAAAGCACGUAUGGAUCAAGUACUCAAUGUAUUAUUUGAAAGCAUCUUGCUUCUACUUCAUAAAAAUGAAAGAAUCAAUUUCUACAGCUCAUAGUUUGUUCACAAAAUCCAUUUGUUUUCAGGGUUUUUUUUCUUCUUGGAUGUACUGUAUUGGUCUUGGCUGAUGUAUAUUCCAAUUGUUAAUGUUUAAAUGACUAUUUUGAAAGUUUACUUUACUGUUACAGGGUGUAGGAACAUGACUUUUCCUUCCAGCAAUGAAUUAUAUUGUAAAUGUUAUAUCAAACAACCAAUUGUUCAACAUGUUCUACGCAAUGUAUAAGUAUUGCAUGUGUUUAUGAAUUAAAUUUCUGCUGAAAGAAA